AUGGACUACAUGAAUGGACCAGGGAGACACCAUCUGUUUGUUCCAGGACCAGUGAACAUACCGGAACAGGUAAUCCGGGCGAUGAACCGGAACAACGAGGAUUACCGGUCACCGGCCAUCCCAGCACUUACAAAAACGCUGUUGGAAGACGUGAAGAAGAUAUUCAAGACGACAUCCGGGACGCCUUUCUUGUUUCCCACGACAGGGACUGGUGCUUGGGAGAGUGCCUUGACCAACACUCUAUCUCCUGGAGACAGGAUCGUCUCGUUUCUGAUCGGACAAUUUAGCUUGCUCUGGAUUGACCAGCAGAAGAGGCUCAAUUUCAAAGUUGAUGUGGUUGAGAGUGAAUGGGGACAAGGUGCUAAUCUCCAAGUCUUGGCCUCAAAGCUCUCAGAAGACCAAAACCAUUCCAUCAAAGCCAUUUGCAUUGUCCACAACGAGACCGCGACUGGAGUCACCAAUGACAUCUCUGCUGUCCGAACCCUCCUCGAUCACUACAAGCACCCGGCUUUGCUGCUUGUGGACGGUGUCUCGUCCAUAUGUGCGCUUGAUUUCCGAAUGGAUGAGUGGGGAGUAGACGUGGCCUUGACCGGUUCUCAGAAAGCCUUAUCUCUUCCAACAGGACUUGGCAUUGUGUGCGCAAGUCCAAAAGCAUUGGAAGCUACAAAAACUUCAAAAUCCCUCAAAGUCUUCUUUGACUGGAAUGACUACCUCAAGUUUUACAAGCUCGGAACUUAUUGGCCAUACACACCUUCCAUUCAACUCCUAUACGGUCUUAAAGCUGCUCUUGAACUUAUCUUUGAGGAAGGACUUGAUAAUGUCAUUGCCCGUCAUGCUCGUUUGGGAAAGGCCACCAGGCUGGCGGUGGAAGCAUGGGGGCUGAAAAACUGUACACAGAAGGAGGAGUGGAUAAGCAACACAGUCACAGCGGUCGUUGUGCCUCCGAAUAUAGACAGUACAGAGAUUGUGAAAAGGGCCUGGAAGAGGUACAACCUAAGUCUUGGUCUUGGUCUCAACAAAGUUGCUGGAAAGGUUUUCAGAAUUGGACACCUUGGACACGUGAAUGAGUUGCAACUAUUGGGGUGUUUGGCUGGAGUGGAGAUGGUACUUAAGGAUGUUGGGUACCCAGUUGUAUUGGGAAGUGGAGUUGCAGCUGCCACUACUUAUCUUCAGCAUCACAUCCCUCUCAUUCCUUCUCGGAUCUAA
This is a messenger RNA of Microthlaspi erraticum, 1206 nucleotides long. NCBI's taxonomy places the organism in Eukaryota, Viridiplantae, Streptophyta, Magnoliopsida, Brassicales, Brassicaceae. The record is from the annotation of a GenBank genome assembly.